AGAAAAGCAGCCAUUUCUAACAACAACAACAACAAAAAAAAAACUAUUUUCGCUUUGCUUCAGUAAGCAUCCUUUUUUUUCUUUUCUAUUUUCCCUCCAUUUCACUAUUUCCUGCGCACCCGUAACUUCGACGCGCCGAGCGCUUUGAACUGAUCAGUGCGGAGCGCUUGAACUCAGGAGAAUGGCAGACUCGGCGGCGAACAACAGCGACGGGGAGGACGGACCCAAGCAGCCCAUGCGGGGCUUCGCGCGCCAGGGCGCACUACGGCAGAAGAACGUUCACGAGGUGAAAGACCACAAAUUCAUCGCGCGCUUCUUCAAGCAGCCCACCUUCUGCAGCCACUGCACAGACUUCAUCUGGGGAUUUGGCAAGCAGGGAUUCCAGUGUCAAGUGUGUUGUUUCGUGGUUCACAAGCGUUGCCAUGAGUUUGUCACUUUCUCCUGUCCCGGCGCGGACAAAGGACCUGCCUCAGAUGACCCCAGGGCAAAGCAUAAAUUUAAGAUCCACACCUACUCCAGCCCCACCUUCUGUGACCAUUGCGGCUCCCUACUGUACGGCCUCAUACACCAGGGAAUGAGAUGUGACCACUGUAUGAUGAACAUCCACAAGCGCUGCGUUCCCAAUGUGCCGAAUCUGUGUGGAACAGACCACACUGAGAGGAGAGGCCGUAUCGAGAUCAGUGCUGAGGUCAAGACUAAUGUUCUCACCGUCACUAUUAAACAGGCCAGGAAUCUGAUUCCUAUGGACCCCAAUGGUCUGUCAGACCCCUACGUGAAGCUGAAGUUGGUCCCAGACCCACGCAGUGAGAGCAAACAGAAGACCAAGACUAUGAAGUGUAACCUAAACCCCGUAUGGAAUGAGACCUUCAAAUUCCACCUGAAGGAGUAUGAUAAGGACCGCCGCCUGUCGGUGGAGGUGUGGGACUGGGACCUGACCAGCCGCAACGACUUUAUGGGAUCGCUGUCCUUUGGCAUUUCAGAGCUUCAGAAACAAGGGGUGGAUGGCUGGUUUAAGCUCCUUUCUCAGGAAGAAGGCGAAUACUUCAAUGUUCCCGUGGCUCCGGAGGGAGAGGAGGGCAACGAGGAGCUACGGCAGAAAUUUGAGAGAGCUAAAAUUGCAGUAGGCAAGAACAUGGAAGGAAAGUCAGCAAAUGCAGCCUCCAGGUUCGACAACAACGGCAACCAGGAUCGCAUAAGGCUGUCGGACUUUAACUUCCUGAUGGUGCUGGGCAAGGGCAGCUUUGGCAAGGUGAUGCUGGCAGAGCGUAAAGGAACAGAGGAGUUGUAUGCCAUAAAGAUCCUGAAAAAGGAUGUGGUUAUCCAAGACGACGACGUUGAGUGCACCAUGGUGGAGAAGAGGGUGUUGGCUUUGAGCGGAAAGCCUCCUUUUUUAACACAGCUGCACUCCACCUUCCAGACCAUGGACCGUUUGUAUUUUGUCAUGGAGUACAUAAAUGGUGGAGACCUCAUGUAUCAGAUACAGCAGGUUGGAAAGUUCAAAGAGCCCCAUGCUGUGUUCUACGCUGCUGAGAUAGCCAUCGGUUUAUUUUUCCUACAUCAAAAGGGCAUCAUCUACAGGGACCUGAAGCUGGAUAACGUAAUGCUGGACUGUGAGGGCCACAUUAAGAUCGCAGACUUUGGUAUGUGCAAAGAAAACAUGCUUGACGGAGUCACAACCAAGACCUUCUGUGGAACCCCAGACUACAUCGCUCCUGAGAUUAUUGCCUAUCAACCUUAUGGAAAAUCUGUGGACUGGUGGGCCUUCGGAGUAUUGCUUUAUGAAAUGUUGGCAGGACAGCCCCCGUUCGAUGGUGAGGAUGAGGAUGAGCUGUUUCAGUCCAUUAUGGAGCAUCACGUCUCCUAUCCCAAGUCGAUGUCUAAGGAAGCUGUCGCCAUAUGUAAAGGACUGAUGACGAAGCAUCCAGCCAAACGACUGGGCUGUGGUCCAGAGGGGGAGAGGGAUAUCAGGGAGCACAGCUUCUUCCGCUACAUGGACUGGGAGAAACUGGAGAACAAGGAAGUCCAACCCCCAUUCAAACCCAGAGCUAAAAACCGUAGGGACACCUGUAACUUCGACAAGGAGUUCACCAAGAUGGCUACGGACCUGACGCCGACGGACAAGCUUGUCAUCAUGAACCUGGACCAGGACGAGUUCCUCGGCUUCUCUUUCACCAACCCCGAAUAUGUGGCACCUCCUAAUUAAUGCAAUAUAAGGACCUGAACAUGCAACAACGAGAGUUAGAAAAUAAGGUUUAGUAUAAAACUGAGGCACAAAACCCUACAAAAUUGCUGUUAUAUUGUGUUCACCAAAUGUUUGUUUCUCUUUUAGAUGUUUUAGGUUUGUCUAAAUAACUAAUCCCAAAGAUUUGGAAGCAGUAGAUUAUGAGAUCUGUUUUUUCCUAAGAAAAUUUGUGGAAAAUAAUUAUCAAACCCAGUAUGACCUGACUGACUACUAAUCAAGUUCUGAGUGCUACCUUUUGAAAUAUUAAUUUUACUCUUUCAAGAGAAAUGCAGUUUAAAUGGCAACUACAUAUUUUAAAGGUAUGUCUUUUUAAAUAUCAUAACUGGCCUCAACGUUUUCCAUAGUUUUGAGUCCUUGAAUGCAAUCUUUUGUUUGUUCUUAAAGUUAAAAAGAACAAUUCAAAGCACCGAUCUUAUUCAUCUGUUUUCACUUUUUUCAUUUGUUUCAUUUGUUAUAACAGCAUUAAUGAUGUGCCAUGAUUUCAUGGUAGCUAUGUAAAGUUUUGUAUGUUUUUCAUCUCUUUGUAGGAAUAAGAGAAAAGUAGUAGACUUUAUAACUACUAAAACAUACUUCCAUAUUUUUAGAAUCAAUGCUGAUGGUCUUUUUGCUCCCAUUCAAUGAAGAAGAGAAUGAGACCCAGAUAGACACCAUGGGUGGUACUUUGACCCUUUCUCUGUGUGCAUGAGUCUCACUGUAAACAUUUCACAAAAACUAUCGGAGUGGAGGAUGUCUGAUGAGAAGGUCUCUCUAAACCUUUUUCAUAUUUUCUCAUAUAAUCACGUAUUGCAUUCUCUACACAUGAUUUUAAAGCUGUGUCCUUUUUUACUGGAUCCCUUUUUUUACUUUGGCACAAAGUAAUGUUGUAUGAGACCACACCAACCGAGACCAAGGAGAACCAAGACCACGACAAGACCAAAACCAAAACCUUUAGAGACCAAGACCAAGAUUAAGACCUUUAGAGGCAAAGACCAAGACCUUUAGAGGCCAAGACAAGAUCAAGACCUUUAGGGGCAGAGAUCAAGACAAAGACCUUAUAUGGUCUUGGCCUGUAAAAGUCUUCGCCUUGUCUUGGUCCUGGCCUUUAAAGGUCUUUGUCUUGUCUUGGGCUCUGCCAUGAAAUGUCUUGGCCUUGUAUUGGUCUUAGCCUCUAAAGAUUUUGUCUUGGUCUUGGUCUCAAAGGGUCUUGGCCUUGUUUUGAUCUUGUCUCAGUACUCCUUGGUCUCAGUUGAUGUGGUCUUGACUACAACAGGUCUGACACUAAGAUUAGAAUGAACUGGAAGUUUGAGCAAUACAGCAGACAGUGAAGCAGCUGCACACAUGCACAUAAGCAGCCACAGGAGCACAAGUGAUCUGCUUUUACAGCACCCAGGUGAGAGAUUUUACCGACAGCAAUAAGAGCAGGGAUUUGGACAUUUUUUUUCCAUUUUGUGAUACAUUUUAGGACAUCUGUAUUGAUUUUAUUUAUUUUUUUUCUGUGUGUGUAAGCAUAUUGUGCCUUGCAAAAGUAUUCCUAACCCUUAAGAUGUUUUACAUUUCAGUGUGUUAAAACCACACAUUUCAAUGUAUUUUAUCAGGAAUUUAUGUGCCGAAAUAACUCAAAGAAGUGUUUGAUCAUUAAGUGGAAGGAAAUCUGUUUACAAAUAAUAAUCUGAAAAGUGCUAAAGGUUUUUUUUCAGCCCCAAGAAAUUUCAAUUUAGUUAGAGAUAGAUUCUGCUGCAACUGCAGCUGUUACUAUUAUUGUCUGUAUGAGCAUAUGUGGUAGCUUAUUUUCCUCUUUAAAAAGUCAAGCUUGCUCUGUUUGAAUGCAGAGUAUCUGUAAAGAUCUCUUUUUAGAGGCUGCUUCAGUUUUUUCAAUUUGAUCUAGGCAUGCACUGGGCUAAUCAGACACUUAUGUUUCAUUCAAACCAUGUUUUGGGGUUGCUAUCCUACUUUGAGUCUAAGCUAUCCCCCACUAUCACUAGCUUUUUGCAUCUUCUAGAAGGAAUUUUUACCAGAUAUUAAGAUUCUUCUUUAUAUAGUUCCUCCAUUUCCCAUGGAGCUUGCAUGCAUAAUGCUGCCAUCACCAUGUUUCACUAUGGGAAUGGUCUGUUUCUGCC
Messenger RNA from Cyprinodon tularosa, 4338 nucleotides. It is a transcript of the gene prkcbb, whose product is annotated as protein kinase C, beta b. The record is from RefSeq and is a predicted model, not a curated record. Bases 182 to 2203 code for a protein of 673 amino acids. The transcript is spliced from 17 exons. Lineage: Eukaryota; Metazoa; Chordata; Actinopteri; Cyprinodontiformes; Cyprinodontidae. Gene Ontology annotation, molecular function: diacylglycerol-dependent serine/threonine kinase activity; ATP binding; zinc ion binding. Gene Ontology annotation, biological process: protein phosphorylation.